AUGAGCCAGUACAGCCUCAGCAAAGGUCUUCUCCCUUCCCUCGGAGCCACCUCUCGUUCCUCUCGUGACGUCAAUCUCCGUCGCUUCAUCAUCUCUCCCUUCGAUCCUCGCUACAGAGGGUGGGAGACUUUUUUAGUGUUUUUGGUGCUAUACACAGCUUGGGCAUCGCCUUUUGAAUUCGGGUUCCUGCAAAAGCCAAGAGCACCUCUCAGUAUUCUCGAUAACAUCGUCAACGGUUUUUUCGCAGUUGAUAUCAUUCUCACAUUCUUCCUUGCCUUUCUCGACAAGGCAACUUACCUCCUUGUCGAUGAUCCGAAGAGAAUAGCUUGGAGAUAUGUCUCCACUUGGUUUGCUUUUGAUGUCAUAUCCACAUUUCCUUACGAAAGUUUUGGUAGCUUCUUACAUGAGAGUAUUCAGGGAUAUGGGAUUUUCAGUAUGCUGCGUCUAUGGCGUCUUCGGAGAGUCAGUAAUUGUUUCGCCAGGUUAGAAAAAGAUAGGAAAUACAGCUACUUUUGGGUUCGCUGCACCAAGCUUCUCCUUGUUACUCUAUUUGUGAUUCAUUGUGGUGCCUGCUUCCUAUAUUCCAUUGCCUCGCAUUACCCGGACCCUUCCAAGACAUUUAUGGCAUUAACCAAUGAAAACUGGAAACAGUCUCCUCUCGCUGUGCGGUAUAACACGGCAAUGUAUUGGUCCAUAACUACUUUCUCCACAACAGGUUAUGGUGACAUACAUGGUGUUAACUCAAGGGAGAUGACUUUCAUUCUUUGCUACAUGGUCUUUAAUCUUGGAUUGUCCGCUUAUAUAAUUGGUAAUAUGACCAACUUGGUGGUUCACGUCACCAGUCGCACCAGAAAAUUCAGAGAUACUAUCCAAGCGGCUUCAGGGUUUGGCCAGAGGAACAAUUUACCAGUGCGCUUGCAAGAUCAGAUGGUAGCUCAUUUGUGUUUGAGGUACAGAACCGAUUCAGAAGGCUUACAGCAGCAAGAAAUCAUCGAAUCUCUUCCCAAAGCUAUUCGUUCCAGCAUAUCGCAUUAUCUGUUCUAUGAAGUUGUUGAUAAAAUUUACUUGUUCCAUGGAAUAUCCAACGAUCUUCUUUUCCAGUUGGUCACCGAAAUGAAAGCAGAGUAUUUUCCUCCCAAAGAAGAUGUGAUUUUGCAGAAUGAAGCACCGACAGACUUUUACAUAUUGGUGACCGGAGCUGUUGACAUAAUUGCACGUGUAAAUGGAGUGGAGCAGGUAGUUAACGAAGCACAGAGAGGAAAUGUUUUUGGUGAAGUUGGGGUGCUAUGUUACAGACCGCAGCUGUUUACUGUUCGUACCAAGCGAUUGAGUCAGUUGCUUCGUCUGAACCGUACGGCACUCUUAAAUCUUGUUCAGGCAAACGUCGGAGAUGGAGCAAUUAUCAUGAAUAAUCUUCUUCAGCAUUUAAAAGAGUCGGAAGAUCCAGUGAUGAAAAGCAUUUUGGCUGAUACAGAACACAUGUUGGCUCAAGGGAAAAUGGAUUUACCUCUCAGCUUGUGUUUUGCUGCAGCCAGAGGAGACGAUUUAUUGCUGCAUCAGUUACUCAGACGAGGCUCAAGCCCUAAUGAAAUGGAUAAAAACGGCCGAACUGCUCUGCAUAUAGCAGCAUCAAAAGGAAGCCAUUAUUGUGUCGUUUUACUUCUUGAACAUGGAGCAGAUCCUAACAUAAAAGAUUCAGAAGGUAAUGUUCCCUUGUGGGAAGCAAUCAUAGGGAGACAUGGAGGAAUUGCUAAACUCCUUGCAGAAAACGGGGCGAAGUUGAGCUUAGACUCAGUUGGCUAUUUCUCGUGCUUAGCUGUUGAAAAGAACAGCUUAGAGGCACUGAAAGACAUCAUCAAAUACGGCGGUGACAUCACACUCCCUGACGGGAACGGAACCACAGCCUUACACAGAGCAGUCUCAGAAGGACACCUGGAGAUGGUCAAGUUCUUACUAGACCGAGGUGCUGAUUUGGACAUGCCAGAUUCUUACGGUUGGACUCCUCGAGCCCUCGCGGAGCAUCAAGGGCAUGAAGAUAUCAAAAGCUUGUUUCAUAAUCACAGGCCAGUGGAGAAGAAACCGAAAUCUGUCCCUGGAAAACCUGACAUUCCUGUUACAGGAAAGCCUUUGAUGAAGUAUAGCAGUGAGCCUACAAUGCCACAUUCAGGAGAAUUACCUCUUCUCCAAGAAGGAGGCCAGCUUGUGGUUUCUCAGCGACGGAAACUCAGUAACUUCAGAAACUCGCUCUUUGGAUUUAUUUCAGCUGCAAAUACCGGUGAUGAUGGAGGAGAAGAUUCAAGAAGCCCAACAAUUCCAGGAGGAGAAAGAGGAGGAGUGUUUUAUCCGGCGAGGGUCACGAUAAGUUCGCCGGAAAACGGUGGGAAAAUGAUAAUGUUACCAAAAUCUAUGGAAGAGCUAUUGGAGAUAUGUGAAAGAAAGAUGGGUUUCGUGCCAACUAAAGUACUUACAAGAGAAGGAGCCGAAAUUGAUGAUAUCACUCUUAUCAGAGAUGGUGAUUUUCUCCUUCUUGCAAGAGAUACUUGA
This is a messenger RNA of Arabis nemorensis, 2544 nucleotides long. The record is from the annotation of a GenBank genome assembly. NCBI's taxonomy places the organism in Eukaryota, Viridiplantae, Streptophyta, Magnoliopsida, Brassicales, Brassicaceae.